Molecule: messenger RNA, 1443 nt
Organism: Henningerozyma blattae CBS 6284
Lineage: Eukaryota; Fungi; Ascomycota; Saccharomycetes; Saccharomycetales; Saccharomycetaceae
Exons: 1
Coding region: 1-1443 (480 amino acids)
Molecular function (GO): poly(A)-specific ribonuclease activity
Source: RefSeq, a predicted model, not a curated record
AUGACGAAAAAAGAGAUUUUAUUACUACAAAACAAAUCAGCCGGAGAAUUAAGCCAAGAUGAAAUCCGUAAGCAAAGAGAAAUAUUUAAAAGUAAGAAAAGGGAAAAAAAAUUAAUCCAAGGAGAAGAUCCCGAUCAUCCCAUCGAAUUAUCCUUCAUCAAACGACCUAUCUUAUAUUUACCACAUCAUGGUCAUAGUAAUAGGAAGGGAUUUAAAUUCUCUUUGAUGACUUAUAAUUGUCUUGCUCAAGCGAUGAUUAGAAGGGAAGUCUUUAGUGAUAGUGGUCCUGCGUUGAAGUGGUUUAGAAGAUCAAAAGUGUUGAUGAACGAGAUCACUUAUUAUAAUCCAGAUAUAUUAUGUCUACAAGAAAUUGAUGAUUUCCAAUAUGAAAAUUUUUGGAAAGAUCAGUUAGAAUCGAAUUUGAAUAUGAAUACUUUCUAUUACAAGCAAAAGAUUAAACACCAUGGUGUUUUAAUUGCAUGGAAAAAAUCAAUUUUCAAACAAGUGGAUCAUAUGGUUGUAGAUUUCGAUGAUGUAAAGACUUCAAAUAUUGCCAGGAGAACGAUUACAAGAAACAUUGCAAUGUAUGUUGCUUUGAAAUUCAACGAUGAAUUUAUUACGAAAAAUUUUCCUAAUUUAUUACAUUCGUUUGAUCAAAAUGAUAUUGGUUUCAUCAUUUCAACUACUCAUUUAUUUUGGCAUCCCUUUGGAACAUUUGAAAGAACAAGGCAAUGUUAUAUAUUAUUGGAAAAAAUGAAAAAAUUUAUUGAUAUAUUGAAUGUUAAAGAUCAUUUGAAAACACAUUGGUAUCCUUUCAUUUGUGGUGAUUUCAAUUCAACUCCAAGAGAUGCGCCUUAUUUAUCAAUGACUUCAAAACCCAUCGAAUAUACAGGGAGAGAGAAAAAAGUUAUUGAAUGUAGCACCGCCUAUAAAUUUUCCAAGAGGCGUAAUGGAGAAAUAGGGGAUAGUGAUGAAGAGGAAGAGAAAAAAUUGAUAAAUCAGCCAAAAGAUAUGGUACCUGAUUCUUUUACCCCAACUAUAGAACAGGCAAAAUUAGUACACCAACUGCAAUCAUUACACAAUCAACUUGCUUUAAGGGCAACCUCUCUCUAUGGUCUUGCUUAUAAAAUUGUAGACCCAAGCAAUGUAAACAUUAAUAAUGAUCGUGGUGAGCCUGAGUUUACAAGUUGGGCAAAAAGCUGGCAUGGUGUAUUGGAUUAUAUUAUGUAUGUUGAUAAUUGGGAUAUCAAUGAACCACCAUCAGAAAUUGGUGAAUCAUUGGAAGAAUUCGAAAAAAAUAAUCAAUUACUCAUUAAAGGUUUAUUAAAGAUGCCUCUAAAUAAAGACAUGCCAUUUCAUACUCAACCUUUCGAAAGAGAAUAUCCAAGUGAUCAUAUAUCUAUUCUUUGUGAAAUGGAGAUAUUAGAUAGUCGUUUACAAUAA